Fonsecaea multimorphosa CBS 102226 is the source of this 873-nucleotide messenger RNA. RefSeq lists its product as uncharacterized. The transcript has 2 exons. Bases 1 to 873 code for a protein of 290 amino acids. The record is from RefSeq and is a predicted model, not a curated record. Lineage: Eukaryota; Fungi; Ascomycota; Eurotiomycetes; Chaetothyriales; Herpotrichiellaceae.
AUGACAUCCCAGUCACUUCUCGCCGCCUUGGGACGACCUAUUGAAGAUGCUGGCGAAGAAACUUUCCUUUUGUUCAGCCGAGACAUCCCGAGCAACAACCUGGGCUUUGUAGACCCCAAGGCCGAUUCUUUGGAGAUUGAAAUCGCUGGCCAUGACUACAUUCUACAGCAGUCCCCAGGCCUUCUCCACUCCAAUAGACAGGAAGGAACCACAGGGGCGGUGAUAUGGAAGAUUACGCCGCUUCUAGCCGCCUGGUUGAUGUCGUUGCCUCCAAUACUGAGUGGCGUUCUGCAUGACACUGCAGUCGUGGUCGAGCUUGGUUGUGGCGUCACUGGUUUGCUUGGCCUGGUCCUGUCGAGGCUUGUGCAGUGCUAUGUCCUUACGGAUCAACCUUAUGUGGUGAAGUACCUGAGAGAGAACAUAGCUGCCAACUCGACAUCUGCGAAAGGGAAGAAGAACCACAGGAAGAGACCCAACGAGAAAACAGUGGCUCAGGAAGAAUGCCUCAAGAUUUUACCUUUGGACUGGGAGGCGGACAGCGUUGCGAAUCUCAAGUCAGCCAUCCCACCGGGCGCUGUGAUUGACCUGCUCGUCCUCUGCGACUGUGUUUAUAAUGAGUACCUCAUCUCUCCGUUGGUGCAGACCUGUGUGGAUGCGUGCCGUCUGACAUCCUCGGCAACAAAAUCGACUAUGGUUCUGGUGGCUCAACAGCUUCGCUCUGAUACAGUCUGCGAAUUGUUCUUGGCCGCCUUGAUGCAGGAGUUUAACGUAUGGCGCAUCCCGGACCAAGAGCUUUCGUCCCAGCUACGAUCUGACUCGGGCUAUGUCGUCCAUCUGGCCACCCUGAAAGAUGAGGUCGGGAAAUUGGAAUAG